AUGAGAGAAGGCCUCGACCUCCCGGAAUUCGGGUACCUCCCAUUCGACCAUUUCGUCGUAGCAAACUGGGACACGACAUCCCCGCUCUCCAAAAACGAGCAAAAAAGAAUCCUUGUUGAGAAAUGGAUCGCGCUAGGAAAAUAUGGGCGAAACGACUGGGCCCUCGCUAUAUUCGAUAACCUAAUCAUCGAUCAUAUUCUAGAGGGGGUACCGCAAGACCUCCUCUUAGAGGAAGACCGCGCAAUUAGUAGCCUGCUCUCGACAGUCCUAUGGAUCCGGACCUGGUUCGGCGAUCUUUCAGAUAAAACAAGCCAAGAAGCCGCAGACACGGCGUAUGCCCGACUCCGGAAGGAAGUCCUACAGCAGGGCCGCGAGAAUAACCACGUUUUCUGCAUCCCCGAGGAGUUCGUCUUCGAGGAUCGGGAGGAACUAACAGCAGAUGCCUAG
Penicillium arizonense is the source of this 447-nucleotide messenger RNA. RefSeq lists its product as uncharacterized. The transcript is spliced from 3 exons. The record is from RefSeq and is a predicted model, not a curated record. Lineage: Eukaryota; Fungi; Ascomycota; Eurotiomycetes; Eurotiales; Aspergillaceae. Bases 1 to 447 code for a protein of 148 amino acids.